AUGGAAAGGGUUAACUUAUUCAGGAGUUUUGUAUGCUCCUCUGCCAUGUUGCCUAUGCAGAGUAGAUGUGUUCUGAUAUCCAUGUCGAAGAGGAACUUUCAUAAAACUAUGUUGAGCAGAUCUUAUGAAGCAGAAAAAGACAUAUUGGAUAAACUGAAGCCUAAAAUGACUGCUGAAGAUACUCAGCAUUCAAGAAAGUUGCGUAACAUCGGGAUAUCUGCGCAUAUUGAUUCGGGAAAAACUACGUUCACGGAACGUGUCUUAUAUUAUACUGGUAGAAUUAAAGCCAUUCAUGAAGUCAGAGGACGUGAUAAUGUCGGUGCAAAAAUGGAUUCUAUGGAUUUGGAAAGAGAGAAAGGUAUUACUAUUCAAUCUGCUGCAACUUAUUGUUCAUGGAAUAAGAAUGAGGAGUCUUAUCAUUUCAAUUUAAUCGAUACGCCUGGUCACAUUGAUUUUACUAUCGAAGUCGAACGUGCUUUAAGAGUCUUAGAUGGUGCUGUUUUGGUUGUUUGUGCUGUUUCUGGCGUCCAAUCUCAGACUGUUACGGUUGAUCGUCAGAUGCGUAGGUAUAAUGUCCCACGAAUCACUUUUAUAAAUAAAAUGGACAGAAUGGGAGCUGAUCCUUUCAAAGCUAUAAAGCAAAUUAAUGAUAAAUUGAAGAUGCCCGCCGCUGCUAUUCAAGUUCCAAUUGGAGCUGAAUCAAAUUUGGAGGGUGUUGUAGAUAUCAUUAAUCGUGUUGCAAUUUAUAAUAAAGGUGAAAAUGGUGAUAUUAUUGAAAAUGGACCUAUUCCUGAAAAACUGCACGAUUUGGUGGAGGAAAAAAGAGCGUUACUAAUUGAAACUUUGGCUGAUGUAGACGAUGAGAUGGCAGAAGUUUUCUUGGAUGAGAAGGAGCCAACUGUUGAGCAAAUAAAGAACGCUAUCCGUAGAGCGACGAUUGCAAGAAAGUUUACACCCAUCUUAAUGGGUUCUGCUUUGGCAAACACCGGUGUGCAGCCAGUUUUAGAUUCUAUUAUUGAUUAUCUCCCAGAUCCUUCGGAAGUUUUGAAUACCGCUCUGGAUAUUUCAAAAAAUGAGGCGAAAGUAAAUCUAAUUCCAUCAUCUGUGCAGCCAUUUGUCGGUUUGGCUUUUAAAUUAGAAGAAGGGAGGUACGGUCAGUUAACCUAUAUUCGUGUUUACCAAGGUAAAUUAAAGAAGGGUGGCUACAUUACUAAUGUGAAAACUGGCAAAAAAGUUAAGGUUUCUCGUCUGGUUCGGAUGCAUUCAAAUGACAUGGAAGAUGUUGAAGAAGUUGGUGCUGGUGAAAUUUGUGCUACGUUUGGUAUCGACUGUUCUUCUGGUGAUACCUUUUCAGAUGGUGUUUUGAAAUAUUCUAUGUCUUCAAUGUAUGUUCCUGAUGCUGUUGUUUCCUUAUCCGUUACACCGAAGUCUAAAGACUCAGCAACUAAUUUUUCGAAGGCUUUAAAUCGUUUCCAAAAGGAAGACCCAACAUUCAGGGUGAAAUUCGAUCCAGAAUCUAAAGAGACUAUUAUAUCAGGAAUGGGUGAGCUACACUUGGAAAUCUAUGUUGAGAGAAUGAAGCGUGAAUACAACGUGGAAUGUGUCACUGGGAAACCUCAAGUUUCAUACAGAGAAUCUAUUCAAGCGUCUUCUGAUUUUGAUUAUACCCAUAAAAAACAAUCUGGUGGUGCUGGUCAAUUCGGCAGAGUCAUCGGCACCUUAUCUUCUAUAGAAGGUUCUAGUGAGAACAAAUUUGAAACAGCUAUAGUGGGAGGUCAUAUUCCAGAGAAAUAUUUGCCUGCUUGUGCCAAGGGUUUUGAAGAUGCUACCGAGAAAGGUCCGUUGAUUGGACACAAGGUUCUUGGAGUUAAUAUGCUGAUUAACGAUGGUGCCAUUCAUGCUGUGGAUUCUAAUGAAUUAUCAUUUAAAACAGCAACGAUAGCUGCUUUCCGCCACGCAUUUAUGGAUGCUCAGCCAGUUAUUUUGGAACCAAUCAUGACUAUUUCUGUAACUUCGCCAAAUGAAUUUCAAGGUAACGUUAUAGGCUUAUUGAACAAAUUACAAGCUGUUAUUCAGGACACUGAAAAUGGACACGAUGAAUUUACAAUUGUUGCAGAAUGUCCACUAAGCACACUUUUUGGCUUUGCAACUUCUUUAAGAGCUUCUACUCAAGGAAAAGGUGAAUUCUCUUUAGAAUUUAAGCAUUACUCUCCGACUUCUCCUCACUUGCAGAAACAACUAAUUGAAGAACAUAAAAAAAGUCAAAAAAAAUAA
Messenger RNA from Eremothecium cymbalariae DBVPG#7215, 2274 nucleotides. RefSeq names its product Mef1p (gene MEF1). Gene Ontology annotation, cellular component: mitochondrion. The transcript has a single exon. Gene Ontology annotation, molecular function: translation elongation factor activity; GTP binding; GTPase activity. NCBI's taxonomy places the organism in Eukaryota, Fungi, Ascomycota, Saccharomycetes, Saccharomycetales, Saccharomycetaceae. Gene Ontology annotation, biological process: mitochondrial translational elongation. The record is from RefSeq and is a predicted model, not a curated record. The coding region runs from base 1 to 2274 and encodes 757 amino acids.